This is a messenger RNA of Arabidopsis thaliana (thale cress), 558 nucleotides long. Its product is annotated as Polyketide cyclase/dehydrase and lipid transport superfamily protein. The coding region runs from base 41 to 409 and encodes 122 amino acids. Gene Ontology annotation, biological process: defense response. Lineage: Eukaryota; Viridiplantae; Streptophyta; Magnoliopsida; Brassicales; Brassicaceae. The record is from RefSeq and is marked reviewed. The transcript has 2 exons.
AAAAACAUUUGCUCUUAAAAAAAAUAAAAAAAAAUCGAUAAUGACACUAAAGGGAGCUUUGUCUGUUAAGUUUGACGUUAAGUGUCCGGCAGACAAAUUCUUUUCAGCUUUCGUUGAGGACACGAAUCGCCCUUUUGAAAAAAAUGGCAAGACGGAAAUCGAGGCUGUGGAUUUGGUGAAGAAAACGAUGACAAUUCAAAUGAGUGGCUCCGAAAUCCAGAAAUACUUCAAGACGCUUAAAGGAUCCAUUGCUGUUACUCCGAUAGGGGUUGGUGAUGGUAGCCACGUGGUAUGGACAUUCCACUUCGAGAAGGUUCACAAAGACAUCGAUGAUCCACAUUCCAUCAUCGACGAAUCUGUCAAGUACUUUAAGAAGUUGGAUGAGGCUAUUCUUAAUUUUAAAGAAUAAUCUAAAAUUUUAUACAAAGUGGAACCCAUAUAUAUAGUUAUUUAUAUCUAUUAUUCUAUCACACUAUAUGAAAUAGUUAUCGUUAUAAUAAUUGGAUUUAUGAUGUAUUUACUUAAAUUCUUUGAAAAUGCAUAAUCAAUAAAUAUUUG